This is a messenger RNA of Helianthus annuus (common sunflower), 996 nucleotides long. RefSeq lists its product as uncharacterized. Lineage: Eukaryota; Viridiplantae; Streptophyta; Magnoliopsida; Asterales; Asteraceae. Bases 1 to 996 code for a protein of 331 amino acids. The record is from RefSeq and is a predicted model, not a curated record. The transcript has a single exon.
AUGAUUAUUGAUGCCAUUCAUUACUCGAAACGGAAAUGGGAUAUGUUCCCGGUUCACAGCACAUACUCUAGUGGCUGGGUCAAUAUAGUCAAAGAAGGUCAUAAGAUUAAGGUUAAUGGCUCUUCCUUUAUCCAUUUAUUGAAAUGUGAAGUGGGUUAUGGGGACUGUGCUAGAUUUUGGAUAGACGAUUGGGUUCCAAAUGGCGUGUUGAAAGACAGGUUCCCAGCGCUGUUCAAGUUAGAGACUGUCAAACGGUGUACAGUGGGCGAUAGAAUGAAGAAGGGUGAUCAAGUGAUUGUAGCUUCUUGGUCUUGGAAGAAGCCUUUUUCUACGGCUGAGGAGAUGGUUCAGUUUCAGGCCCUAAUGUCUGUUGUGCAGCAGACACAUAUCAAGAUGGGCGCAGACGUGUGGAGGUGGGACGACGAUCCUGGUGGGUCGUUUUCGGCUGCGGCGGUCAGGAAGUGGCUCGCGGCUUCACGCCCAGGUGUAAGUAAUCCAAAACUUGAUUGGUGUAAAUGGGUGCCCAUUAAAUGUAACAUUUUUAUGUGGCGUCUUAUGUUGAAGCGGAUUCCCACCAAGUUGGCGUUAUUGAGAAGGAAUAUUAACGUUGAAAAUACUACUUGUGUGUUAUGUGGGGAUGGUGAGGAUGAGGUAGACCAUAUCUUUACAGAUUGUGCAUUUUCGAUGAGCGUGUGGAAUGGCGUGUUAAGAUGGCUUGGGCUGCCAAACUAUUUUGCUUUCAGUGUGAGCGAUAUUCUGGAUAUUCACAAGGUGGAUGGGAUAUCGGCUACGCGCAAACAUAUUAUUAAAGGUAUGGUUAUGGUUUGUUGUUGGUGUAUUUGGAGAGCUAGGAAUGAUUGUAUUUUCAACCAAAAGAGGAGCAAUGUUGUGGAGGUUGUGGCUGAGAUUAAAGCCUUUGGAUUUCUUUGGUUUUCGAAUAGGCAUAAAAAUUUUGUUAAGGAUUGGAAAGGUUGGUCUAGUGUAAUGUUAUUGUAA